AUGACAUCUAGAAGAGUGCAGGUGCUCCUGAUUCUUGCAAUUCUGUCCUUCCUUCUGAUCCACUUCUACUUCCUACACUGCAGCAACAAUGCCCCUGUGGAAGAAAAACCUUCUCCAGUCCACAUCCUCAUUCUCUCCUCCUGGCGGUCGGGAUCUUCUUUUGUCGGUCAACUUUUCAGCCAGCACCCCAGCGUCUUCUACCUGAUGGAGCCCGCAUGGCACGUGUGGGUUACGAUGUACCAGAACAGUGCCAAGGUCUUGCACAUGGCAGUGCGGGACCUAGUCAGGUCGGUCUUUCUGUGUGACAUGUCUGUAUUUGAUGCUUACAUGUCUAGCCAGAAGAAAAAGUCUGAUUUAUUUCAGUGGGAAACAAGCCGAGCCUUGUGCUCACCCCCUGCCUGUGACUUAUUCAGUCGCAGUGACAUAAUCACUGCAGGCAACUGCAGAACAAUCUGUGGCAAGUACCCAUUCAGCAAGGUGGAGGAAGCUUGUAAAACCUACAGCCACGUUGCCAUCAAGGAGGUUCGGUUCUUUGACCUGAAAGUUCUCUACCCCCUUCUCACUGAUCCGUCCCUGAACCUCAAAAUCAUUCACUUGGUACGUGAUCCUCGGGCUGUGUUCAGGUCCCGAGAGAAUAUAAUGUCAGAGCUGAAACGUGACAGUGACAUUGUUGUGGGGUCCCAGGGGACUAAGGGGAAAAUGGGGACCUAUAACACAAUGCAAGUAAUCUGCAAAAGCCAUGUUGACAUUUACAAGGCAGGCAGGCAGGCCAUUCCCAGCUUCCUGAAAGACCGCUACCUCCUGGUUCGCUAUGAAGACAUUGUCAGAGACCCACUGGCGAGGGCUGCUCAGAUGUACAGGUUUGCAGAACUCCAUUUCACACCAGAACUUCAGAAGUGGGUGCACAACAUCACCCAUGGGAAGGGGCAAGGUGCACAGGCCUUUGAUAUUGGGUCCAGAGAUGCACUGAGUGUAUCCCAGGCCUGGAGGAAGACCAUUCCCUUCCAGAAAAUAGAAAAAGUGCAGUAUGUGUGCAAGGAUGCAAUGGACUUGCUGGGCUACCGGCUUGUUCAGUCUGAAGAAGAGCAAAAAAAUAUGUCGCUGGAUCUUUUGUUUUCCCAGAACUCCUCUGAGUAACAGAUUCUGAAGGCAGAAAAGCUGCUCUCUGUACCCACUCUCUGA
This is a messenger RNA of Egretta garzetta (little egret), 1182 nucleotides long. Its product is annotated as carbohydrate sulfotransferase 4. Lineage: Eukaryota; Metazoa; Chordata; Aves; Pelecaniformes; Ardeidae. The record is from RefSeq and is a predicted model, not a curated record. The transcript has a single exon. Gene Ontology annotation, molecular function: N-acetylglucosamine 6-O-sulfotransferase activity. Gene Ontology annotation, biological process: N-acetylglucosamine metabolic process; carbohydrate metabolic process; keratan sulfate proteoglycan biosynthetic process. Gene Ontology annotation, cellular component: Golgi membrane.